Molecule: messenger RNA, 2258 nt
Organism: Perognathus longimembris pacificus (Pacific pocket mouse)
Lineage: Eukaryota; Metazoa; Chordata; Mammalia; Rodentia; Heteromyidae
Gene: Ncaph
Product: non-SMC condensin I complex subunit H
Exons: 18
Coding region: 49-2214 (721 amino acids)
Biological process (GO): mitotic chromosome condensation
Cellular component (GO): condensin complex
Molecular function (GO): chromatin binding
Source: RefSeq, a predicted model, not a curated record
CCCGCUGUGGCGACGCGGCCGGCGGCGGACGCUCGGGGCACGGCCACAAUGAAUAACUCUUCAGAGACCCGUGGACGCCCCCGCAGUGCCUUCUCUCCUUCAGAACGGGUGCUCUCAAUGCCCAUGCCCAGGAAGGCCCCUCUUAGCACUCCUGGCACCCCAGUCCUUGAUGACUUCCCUCAGAAUGACGACGAGAAGGAGCGAAUGCAGCGGAGGCGCUCCAGGCUCCUUGACCUGCAGUUCAGCACAGACUCGCCUUGUUUGGUAGCCUCCCCCUCCAACAGGAGUACUGAUACUUCUACUACCAUCUCUAAGUUUACAAACACACAGAUUACAGAGCAUUAUUCCACCUGUAUCAAACUGUCUACUGAAAAUAAAAUCACUACCAAGAAUGCUUUUGGCUUGCACUUGAUUGAUUUUAUGUCAGAGAUUCUUAAACAAAAGGACACGGAACCAACUAACUUUAAAGUGGCUGCUGGUGCCCUGGAUGCCAGCACCAAGAUCUACGCUGUGCGUGUGGACGCUGUCCAUGCUGACGUAUACAGAGUCCUUGGAGGGCUGGGCCAAGAUGCGCCACCUCCAGAUGAAGUAGAGGGCCAUGGUGCAGAUGGAAGUGCUACUGAAACAGGAACAACCAAAAAGACCCUGAAGCCAAAGAAAAAGCAUUCAUACAAAACCAUCGAGCAGAAUAUAAACAACCUCAAUGUCUCAGAAACAGAAAGAAAGUGUGAGGUUGACCCCAUGUUCCAGAAGACUGCAGCUUCAUUUGACAAGUGCAACACAGGAGUAUUUCUCUCCACCCUUCACUGCCAGGACUACAGAAGUGAGCUACUUUUUCCUUCUGAUAUCCUGGUCCUCUCCACAGAAGAACCUCCUGAGUUACCAGAUUUAGGUUCAGUGGAAAUGACAGAUUUAAAAGCACCCUUGCAGCAGUGUGUGGAAGAUCGCCAGCUCUGCCCUUCCUUGGCUGGGUUCCAGUUUACUCAAUGGGACAGUGAGACACAUACUGAGUCCGUGUCAGCGCUUGUGGACAAGUUUAAGAAGAAUGACCAGGUGUUUGACAUGGAUGCCGAGGUUGAGGAGAGUGCCGGCCUCCUGGAUGGACACCAGGAGGAGGACUUUUACGCCAGCGAUGAACAGGACCAUUCCGCAGCUGGGGAUAACGAAGAGUUCCAGAACUGGAAGAAGCCUCACCAGGUCCAGAGCGGCCAGAAAGAAAUGAUUUCCCUUGGAGAUGGAGACGUUGGUACCAUGUGUCCCUUUCUAUCCAUGAAGCCUGGAGAAUAUUCCUAUUUCAGUCCCCGGACCAUGAAGAUGUGGGCUGGUCCAGAACACUGGCGAUUUAGGCCUCGACACAAGCAAGAAUCUACGUCCCUAUCAGAAAAUAAGAAGAGUGCAAAGAAAGACUUUGAAAUUAACUUUGAUGAUGAUGUUGACUUUGAUGAAUAUUUUCGAAAAACAAAGGCUGCUACUGUUUUGACCAAAACCACUUUAGAGAACCAGACCUGGAAAGCUACCACUCUUCCUACCGAUUUCCACUAUGAGAUUGAUACUCUUGUCCAGCUCCAUCUCAAACCAGGCAUAAGGGUUCUUAAGAAGGGCCAGGGCCCUGAGCACUAUGAAGACAUUGGAGACUAUGAUUACAACAACCCUAAUGACACCUCCAACUUUUGCCCUGGACUACAGGCUGCUGACAGUGACUGUGAAGAGGGGGACAAUCUAUUUGAAGGACCACUUGGGACCUUUGACCUCACAUCUCAUCCCUGCCAUACACCUAAGACAGCACAGGAGAAUGGUGACGCUCCUGGAAACGAAGGAAUAGAUAUCACCACGUAUGGGGAGUCAAACCUGGUAGCUGAGCCUCAUAAGGUUAAUAAAAUUGAAAUCCAUUAUGCCAAGACUGCCAAGAAGAUGGACAUGAAGAAGCUGAAGCAGAACAUGUGGAGUUUGCUGGCGGAAGUCUCUGGAAAGGACGCAAGUGCCAAGGCAAACCCCAGUGAAAAUGGCAAGGAAGAGCCCUCAGUGAAGGUAGCUGAUGGAAAGAUGUUCAGUGGGCUCACCAAGGACCUGCACAAGAGCUUGCCUCCCCUCAUGGCUCAGAAUCUCUCUAUACCUCUGGCUUUUGCCUGUCUCCUGCAUCUGGCCAAUGAGAAGAAUCUGACCCUGGAAGGGUUCGAGGAUCUUUCUGACGUCCGUGUGAGGCUAGAGGACUGAGCCGUGGCAGAAGGCGGCAGUAGGCGUCUCGGCGCCUUCCCCUC